Molecule: messenger RNA, 1252 nt
Organism: Prunus dulcis (almond)
Lineage: Eukaryota; Viridiplantae; Streptophyta; Magnoliopsida; Rosales; Rosaceae
Exons: 5
Coding region: 142-744 (200 amino acids)
Source: RefSeq, a predicted model, not a curated record
UUGGUGCUCGUCUUCUCUUCAAUCAGAAAGAAGUGGAAGCAAAUCCCCGCACGGAGUCACUGGACCUUUUGCUAGGGCGCGAAAGCCCGCCAUUUUCUGAAGUUGAGAAGCUAGGGCAUGGAUUUCUGAGCUUGACAAGCCAUGGAGCAGACGCUGUGGAGCCAUUUACCGCUAUUGGUUAGGUCCAAUUCGAAAGAUUCGGUUGAGUACAUUCUUCAGGCUCUUUGGAGGACCCGGAAAACCGGUCUGGACCCGGCCGACCGAGACAUUAUCCGAGAUAUGCUCCAGCUCCAGAACGAAUCGGACCUCGACCCGCUUUUUGUAUGCCUUCGCAUGUUGAUUCGCAGAUGCGUUUACGAUAACAUCGGGAGAGAUGAGAUUCAGAAGCUGUUUCCCAGUGAGGUCUUGCCUGAGUUACAGAGACUGUUGACGCUUUUGUUGCAGAAGUUUCACCGAGAAUGGCGGCAAGAUGUACUCAAGGACCAGGGUGCUUUGCCACGGUUAAAGACAAUGACAUGGGACAUGGCGAAUCCGGAUGCAGAAUUCGCCGACCGCGUGGCUGUUAUCAACUUGAAGCUCCUAAAUGAUUCACAGUCUCGCUCAAAAGAAUCGGAAGUGAAGUUUGAAUUAGGUAAUGAUACUCUAGAAACAAUGCUGAAUUCCAUGUAUAGCAUAAGAGACCAGUUGUCAAACGUGGGUGAGGCAUCAAAUGACUAUUUAUCUCAAGAUGCAAAUAUGUUGUAGAUAACCCAUAUCCCCUGGAUGCAAUGGUAUGGCUUGGCUAAAAUAUAUCUUGUGAUACCAUUUUCGUGACUAAACCUUGCCAGAUUAAUUGAAAGAUGUAAAACUUUUUCUGUUUUUGUGUUGUUUCUGUUGGGGGGUCCAAUCUAGCAGUAGCAUAUGUGACUCGAGGUUUUUACUUCACCGUGCCCAAAACUUCAGAGAGGGAUUGGUGGUUAGUCACUCAAGAGAAGCGUUCUUCCUUCCGUUUGUUAUAUUUCAAGAAAAAUGCUGUCAAAAGGCAUAUCAUGGUUUAAAGAAUGCUGGUAGUGAACCACAAAAGCAUGUCAGAUUUGGCUUAUGGAGUUUCUCUUAAAAACCUUAAUAACUGAAUAUUUGUUGGAAAAACAGUACCUUGGACAGUAGAGCUGCGCUUUGAAGAUUGCUAGUUUAUCUUCUCACUGUUGUUAUUGUUGUGAUGCAGAUUGAGAUAAAUGGAACUUGUAAGGAGUUUAUUUUUUUCCUUGCUUUA